Messenger RNA from Arachis ipaensis, 699 nucleotides. RefSeq lists its product as uncharacterized. Gene Ontology annotation, molecular function: nucleic acid binding. The record is from RefSeq and is a predicted model, not a curated record. NCBI's taxonomy places the organism in Eukaryota, Viridiplantae, Streptophyta, Magnoliopsida, Fabales, Fabaceae.
AUGCACAAGAUUCUACUUGAAGAUGAUGCUAAACCAGUUGUGCAACCCCAGAGGCGGCUGAACCCAACUAUGAAAGAGGUGGUCCAAAAGGAAGUUACAAAACUUUGGGAAGCUGGAAUCAUAUAUCCUAUUUCAAAUAGUCCGUGGGAUUCUAAACCAAGGUUAAUCAGAUGGGUGCUACUCCUUCAAGAAUUCGACAUUGAGAUCAGGGACAGAAAGGGAUCAGAAAACCAGGUGGCUGAUCAUCUGUCCAGGAUCGAUCCCGAAGAAGGAAUGCCACCCCCUACCACUGGUGUAUCGGAGACCUUCCCGGAUGAGCAACUUUUUGCAAUCCCAAGAGCGUCAUGGUUUGUAGACAUUACAAACUAUAAGGCCAUGCCGUUCAUCCCCAAAGAGUACACUAAACAGCAAGUCAGAAAACUUUUGCAUGAUGCAAAGUACUACUUAUGGGAUGAACUUUACCCCUUGAAGAGAUGCUCAGAUGGGAUGAUCAGGCGGUGUGUCUCCGAGGAAGAAGCCCAGCAAAUUCUCUGGCAUUGUCACAUGGACUAUGUAUCUAAAUGGGUUGAGGCGAUGGCGUCAUCCACCAAUGACACCCGAGUUAUGCUGAAGUUCCUAAAGAAAUACAUUUUCAGCAGGUUUGAUGUGUCAAGGACACUGAUUAGUGAUGGGGCAGCCACUUCUGCAACAAACAACUAG